Messenger RNA from Scomber japonicus (chub mackerel), 1459 nucleotides. It is a transcript of the gene ctbs, whose product is annotated as chitobiase, di-N-acetyl-. Gene Ontology annotation, molecular function: chitinase activity; chitin binding. Gene Ontology annotation, biological process: carbohydrate metabolic process; chitin catabolic process. The record is from RefSeq and is a predicted model, not a curated record. Gene Ontology annotation, cellular component: extracellular region. The transcript has 7 exons. Bases 65 to 1168 code for a protein of 367 amino acids. Lineage: Eukaryota; Metazoa; Chordata; Actinopteri; Scombriformes; Scombridae.
AUCUAUUGACAUCAGGGUCCAACUCUGUUUGAUUAAUCCUGUUCCGUCUGAAAACGACCUUCUGAUGCCCCCGUUUCCCCCUAAAAUGUACUGGUUUCUUGUGUUUGUGGUGUCUGUCAUCGCGGUGUGCAGAGCCAGCGCGUGUCCGUGUGAGAGAGCCGAGCUGUGUCAGCAGAUACACGGAGAGAGAGACUUUGAGGUGUUUGUGUUUGAUGUGGGUGGAAAGACAUGGAAGUCCUACAACUGGAGCAUGGUGACAACAGUGGCAAUGUUUGGAAAAUAUGAUGCUGAACUCAUGUGUUACGCUCAUUCCAAAGGAGCGCGGAUAGUCCUCAAAGGUGAUGUUCACCUCCCGUAUAUUGUGGACCAAGACAACAGGACAGCGUGGAUAAUGGAGAAGGUCAAUUUGGCUAAGAGUCAGUUCAUGGAUGGGAUCAACAUAGACAUUGAACAAGCAGUGGAAGACGGCUCGCCCGAGUACCUUGCUUUGACAAACCUGGUCAAAGAGACCACUGAGGCUUUCCACAGGGAGAUCCCAGGUUCACAGGUCUCGUUCGAUGUUGCCUGGUCACCAAAAUGUAUUGACAAGCGCUGCUAUGAUUACGUCACCAUCGCUGAAUCCUGCGACCUGCUGUUUGUGAUGUCCUACGAUGAGCAGAGCCAGAUCAUGGGGGACUGUAUUGCAAUGGCAAAUGCCCCGCUCUCUCAAACACUCGAUGCCUAUAACCAGUAUUUAAAUCUGAACAUUGAACCAAAGAAGCUGGUGAUGGGUGUGCCAUGGUACGGCUAUGACUACCCAUGUCUCAACCUUUCCCAGGAAGGAAUAUGUUCUAUUGCAGAAGUCCCUUUCCGUGGAGCCCCUUGCAGUGAUGCAGCUGGAACCCAGAAACCAUACAGCUGGAUAAUGAAGCAGGUCAUCAGCUCGAUGUCUGGCAGGCUGUGGGACAGCAAGCAGCAUGCUCCCUACUUCAAUUACAAGGACCAGAAAGGACAGAUUCACCAGGUUUGGUAUGAUGACCCGCAGAGUAUCGGUCCCAAGGCGGACUUGGUGAAAUCAAAAGGCUUGCGGGGCAUUGGCAUGUGGAAUGGAAACAUCUUGGACUACAGCGAGGAUCCUGUCGCCAGGCAGCAGACCGCGAUGAUGUGGAAUGCCCUGUUAGGAUGCUAGCUGGGAUACACGAACGCUGCUGCAGAAAUUUACACCAGCCCUGAGCUUACUCCUGUUUAUUGCUAAGUCAAUAUAUCCCUUUGUAGCAGUGAAGGGGUGUGACUUUAGGGAUGCAUACUUGCACUUCAGGGUUUAUUGUGGCUUUUAUGGCUGUUGUCUUUGAACAUAGACAUUCCACUGGGCUAAAAGAAAUGAGUGAUUCUCUAAAAAAGACGAUCUUCAUAAUGUGAUUGACACGCUUACUGAAAUCUGUGCACUUUAUUUUUCAUAAAUAAAACAUUUCCUGAUAAA